Molecule: messenger RNA, 10890 nt
Organism: Linepithema humile (Argentine ant)
Lineage: Eukaryota; Metazoa; Arthropoda; Insecta; Hymenoptera; Formicidae
Gene: Plc21C
Product: Phospholipase C at 21C
Biological process (GO): phosphatidylinositol-mediated signaling; lipid catabolic process; release of sequestered calcium ion into cytosol
Molecular function (GO): calcium ion binding; phosphatidylinositol-4,5-bisphosphate phospholipase C activity
Source: RefSeq, a predicted model, not a curated record
UCGAUUUGGCUGUAAAACAAAUUAGAGCGCGAAAGGCGGCAGGCGCGCGCCUAUCGGCGCCUCGGUAGAGCGCCUCCUGGUGUUGACGGUGCGGACGGCGCGGUCCGUGCGCUCGGUGUUGUCGGUGUCGGUGCUUGUCCUCGGCGCGUGUGGCACGACACUCGACGCGCGGAAGGAUGUUGCUGUUGCCGCUGGUACGGAACGUGCGGCCGAGCUGGACCAACGACGAGCGAGUGAACGGCUGAGAGAACGCGUGUGCGAGUGUUCCAACGCGAGAGACCGCAUACACACGCAGUUGCCGUCGUCAUCUACGCGCGGCUGGCCGAGGCGAGUCCUGUGCGCGCGCGCGCGGACGGUUAAGGAUACCCGAUUUGUGCUCCGGAUAUAAUCGUCAUCGGUACGCUCCCUCCUUGGUCGGUGAAAUGUCCUCGCGGACGAUCAUCCUGCUUACGGGAUCGAGCUGAACGGAAGAUUUCGAUUAACCGGAUUUCAGACCGGAUUUACUUUUUAUGCUCUUCGAGGACACGUCGAGCGCACGUACUUUAAAAAAAAGAAAAAGGUAUAUAUAUAUAAUCGUGAGGUGCAUUCCGUGUGACGACGAUAACGGCGAUAAUCGCCGUUGCCUUGGUACCAGCAGCGGCGACUGAGACACGGUGCUCCUAAUGCUUGAAAUCUCGAUGAGGCUUAUGUCGUCGACGUCGUCGCCGUCGGAGCCGUCGUCGCCGUCGGAGCCGUCGUCGCCGUCGAAGCCGCUGCCGUCGGGAUCGUCGUCGUGGUUGCUGUUUCUGUCGCCACCACCACCGUCGGAGUUGUCGUCGGCGUCGUCAUCAUCGCCGUCAUUGUCAGCGUCGUCGUCGUCAGCGCCGUCGUCGUCAACGUCGUCGUCGCCGUCGUCGCCGUCGUUGUUAUUGUCAUCGCUGUCGUCCUCGUGGUCAACGUUCGCGUGCUCCUUUACACUACCGCCGUUCUCCGUGUCAUUCGCUGCUUUGUCUCUACAUUUAUAAGGAAGAGUCGGUACUGGACAGUGCGGGUUUGCAGUAGCAAGGAGUCAGGAUGGCAGGCAAUAAAAGUACAGCCAUCACCAUGCACACAAAACCGGUGGAAGUUUCCCAACAGCUACAGGAAGGAGAGAAGUUUGUCAAAUGGGACGAGGAUUCUGGGAUAGCAACGCCAGUGACUUUGAAAGUGGAUAAAUAUGGGUUUUACUUACAUUGGGUGGAUCAAAAUAAUGAGAUGGAUAUGCUGGACAUAGCAGUUAUAAGAGAUACGCGAACAGGAAAAUAUGCAAAAAUACCAAAGGAUUCAAAGCUAAAGUCUCUUGUAACGAUGGGCUCUCAAGACUCCCUAGAAGACAAAACUAUAACAAUCUGUUAUGGUUCUGACUUUGUCAAUAUGAAUUUUAUUAAUUUUUGCACGACACGUGCAGAAAUAGCACAACAUUGGACGGAACAACUUUUUCAACUGGCGUACAAUUUAAUUCAAUUAAACACUAGCACAACUAUGUUUUUACUAAAAGCACAUACCAAACUAAUACUUACUGCUGAUAAAUCUGAAAAAAUACCAGUAAAGAAUAUAAUAAAAAUGUUUACACAAAAUAAGGAAGAUCGCAAGCGUGUUGAAAAAGCACUCGAUAUUUCUGGCUUUCCCUCUGGCAAAAGCGACGUCGUGCCGUUGUCCAAAUUUCAAUUUGAGGACUUCUUCAAUUUUUACAAGUCUCUCACUCAGAGAUCAGACGUGGAAAAAGUGUUUGAAGGACUUGUCGGCAAUAGCAAACGCAGAUUGAUGUCUGUUUUGCAAUUUGUGGAUUUUUUGAAUAAGACGCAGCGGGAUCCACGCCUUAAUGAGAUCUUGUAUCCGUAUGCAAAUGAAGCAAGGGCAAAAGAUAUCAUAAAUCAGUAUGAACCCAACAAGUGUAAUGCGAAUAAAGGUCAACUUAGUUUUGACGGUUUCUUGAGAUAUCUUAUGAGCGAGGAUAAUCCGAUUGUUGCGGUCACCAAAUUUGAAUUAUCGGACGACAUGGAUCAACCACUUGCGCAUUACUUUAUAAAUUCUAGUCACAACACAUACUUAACAGGGCAUCAACUUACCGGUAAAAGCUCUGUGGAAAUUUAUCGCCAAUGUCUUCUAGCCGGUUGUCGAUGCGUCGAAUUAGACUUUUGGAAUGGCAAAGUUGACGAGCCUGUUAUCGUUCAUGGAUAUACAUUUGUACCUGAAAUUAAUGCGAAAGAAGUGUUAGAGGCGAUCGCUGAUAGUGCUUUUAAAACGUCUGAAUAUCCGGUCGUUCUCAGUUUCGAAAAUCACUGCAAUGAAAAACAGCAAGCCAAAAUCGCGCAGUAUUGUAGAGACCUUUUCGGAGAAAUGUUACUUGACGCGCCACUUGAAUCUCACAAGUUAGAACCAGGUCAUGAGCUUCCACCGCCGGCAUUAUUAAGGCGCAAAAUAAUAAUAAAAAACAAAAAGAAGCAUCAUCAUCACAAGAAGCAGAAGAAGCAACAGCAAGCAUCGGACACUGCUGAAGGUACACCGGAAAGUGAAACAAACGGAACGGUAAAUCCAUCCGCUGCGGGCGAGAACGGCCCGCCGCCGGACAUAAUACCUCAAAAUGACAUGGCUGAUGGCGUCGGAUCUGAAAAUGAACAGCAGAUUGGGAACGGUGACAUUCCCCACCCACCGAUGCUACAACAAAGACAGGGUAGUAAAGAUAGCGCCCAGGACGACGAAGACGAUGAAGAUGAAUCGAGUACAGAGGAUGAUGAGUGCAAUGUGGAAGAUAUGAAACUGAGAAUGGGUGACAAAGGAGCCGCGCCGGAUAAAGCAUCCGCGGCCAAGGAAACGGAAGCGGGCGCGGAAAUUUCGGCUCUAGUUAAUUACGUGCAGCCCGUACACUUCAACAGUUUUGAAUCGGCUGAAAAAAAGAAUCGCAUGUACGAAAUGUCAUCCUUCGACGAGAAGCAAGCCACGACUCUCUUGAAGGAGAGGCCGUUAGAGUUCGUAAAUUACAACAAACAUCAGCUGUCCAGAGUUUAUCCAGCGGGCACGCGAUUCGAUUCCAGCAAUUUCAUGCCGCAAGUAUUUUGGAACGCGGGAUGUCAGCUGGUCGCGUUGAAUUAUCAAACGCUUGACCUGGCGAUGCAGUUAAAUCUGGGAAUAUUCGAGUACAAUCAACGUUGCGGUUAUCUGUUGAAACCAGAAUUUAUGAGGAGAAAAGAUCGACGGCUAGAUCCUUUCGCCGAGUCCACUGUUGACGGUAUUAUAGCGGGCACGGUUCACAUUCACGUGAUAUCCGCACAGUUUUUAACUGACAAGAGAGUGGGCACUUACGUGGAAGUGGACAUGUACGGUUUACCGGCGGACACCGUAAGGAAGAAAUUCCGCACGAAAAUCGUGCCGAAUAACGGUAUCAAUCCUGUAUACGACGAAGAGCCGUUCGUAUUCAAAAAGGUAGUUUUGCCGGAACUUGCCUCGAUAAGGAUAGCCGCGUACGAAGAUUCCGGACGUUUAAUCGGUCACAGGGUACUUCCGGUAGUUGGAUUAUGCCCAGGAUACAGACACGUCGCGCUGCGAACAGAGUGUGGGCAACCGCUACCGUUAGCGAAUCUGUUUUUAUACGUUAUCGUGAAGGAUUACGUUCCCGAUGGCUUGAGCGAGCUUGCCGAAGCUCUGGCGAAUCCCAUUAAGUAUCAGAGCGAAGUGGAGAAGCGAGAAAAUCAAUUGUUAGUUCUUACGGAUUGCCUGGAAACACCGGAGGAAAUCGAAGAUAAGGAUAAAGUUGGCGACACUUCUCACACUAGUUCUGUUAAACCAGCUGAGGAAAUUGUAAAGACCAAACGCAUGCAGUCUAUUUCCGGCGAAUUACCGGCGAGUCUUCUACCUACUUCCGGUAGCUUACACGGUAGACCGUCUAUCGCCGGCUUAAGUACGGACACGGUGGACAUAGAAGACGAAGCUCCAUGCCCUGCAGUUCCACCAGUCGAUACUUCUAUAAAUAAAAGCCCGGUCAACGUCAGCAGCACGAGUGACGAAAUAGUGGCCGAAAGUUUGGAGAAAUUCAUGGAAAACAAGUUGGUUAGGGAGAAAAAGACGGAGCUCGAGAAGAAACUGGAAUCGCUGAGGAAGAAGCACGAGAAAGAGAAGCUGCGAAUGCAAACGCAGAAAAGCUCCCUCGAUGGCGAGAAGCACAAAUCGAAAUUUUACAUGAGCAAUAAGCUGGUGAAGCGGCUGUCGAGCAAGAACAUCAGCUUCUCGAGCGAAGUGGGUUUAAGCACUUUGGCUAUGCCUGAAUCCUCCGAAUGCUCGGAGAACGCGGAGAAUCGUGAGGGGAAUGAAGGUUCCAGAGGUUUGCCUAGAAGUCAGAGCGAGCGGUUUUUGGCUAUUUGCAAGGCGCAUGUUCAGCAGGAACGUGAACUCCAGGAGAAGUAUUACGAGAAUCUCUUUGCGACCGUCGAAAAAGUAAUGAGAGCGUCGCAGUCUAAUCAACUGAAGAUGCUUCAGGCGCAUUUCGAUAGAGAAACCGCAGACGUUAAACGAAAAUUGCAGGCAACGAGACAGGGCGAGGUCAAACAAUUGGCCAAAGUGCACAAGGAUAAAGCAGAACUGGAGCGCAUAAAGAGAGAAGUCGCAAAAUCGACCGUAGAGAAAGGCGUGAAUGAGUGCACGCGUUUGACAAAAAUCUACGAUAAGAAGAGAGUGGAGUUGGAAAGACAGCAUGAAGAGGUGCGGCAAAAGUUGGAGGAGGAACGAGCCAAGGUGAAAGCUAAUCUGCUAGCAGAGUAUAGUAGCCGCUAUAGCAAAUACGAGAGUGGCGAGUUUUCCUUGUCACCAUCUGGCGGUGCUAGCAUGCCCGAGUCAUUGAGUGAGAAUACAUAUUGACUCGUGAAACGAGUUGUUUAAUUGUGCGUUGACUGAAGAUACGACAUCGAGUUACGAUGUUCGACAUGCAAUCGAGUUAUGAAAUUUGGAGCAUCGAGCGUAAAAGACGCAGUCUGAAUUUUGUAACGGCAUGUGGGGAGAGGAAGAGAAAGCGAAUAUUACCAGGACAUAAUAUUUCCUCCACUCAUAAGAAAACGAACCAAUUACGACUAACAAAAUGCUGGCAUGUGGUACAUCUGCAGCUGCUCGGCGAUGAUAGAUAGAACGUUCUUGCCAUCCCGCUGGAGAUAUCAAUACGGUAACGAUACUGUACCGAGAGAGAUUAAGUGAUUUUAGACAGCUCGGUACUGCACGAAGUAUGAUGAGUAACGUCUUCAACUACUAUGUAUGAUACAGUUGUAUGUAUAUACUGAACUUUUACCGUUUAAUAUUUCAAGGAGAUUAGAUGUCGAAUAAUGGGAUCGAGGUAAUUUUCUAUUACUUCAACGCUGUGUCUUUUAGUAUGGUCGUCAUUAUUCGAUUGACGCAUUGAUCGUACGUAUCGAUCGGUUCUUUAACCGGUCGCGUCUCACUAGGUACGUGGAAACGCUAUAUCUUGAUCUCUUUACGAUAAAACGUCUGCUUAAAGAGACAACAUCAAAGAGACAACGUCAAAUUUCAAUGGUAAAUAUGAGUUUCGCGUUAUUUGCACAUACAGUAUUAAACAGUCUGGGAAAUUCCGGGAUCUAAAAUGGUCGCUGACGCGACAGUUGACGUAUUUGCACGAUCUCAACACAAGCAUUAAGAUCGUUCGCGAGAGAUACGCGCGAGAGGUAUAUAUAAUUCUAAAUAAGAGAAUACAACUUUCCUAAGUGCUAACAUUUAAUAUUGUUGUUAUAUGCAUAAGACAUCGUUAUUUAAUCGACUACUUAAACUAAGUCUAAUCGCGUUCCAAGAUGCUCCGUUUACGCGGGAAACAGAUUGGUCUUCGACUACCAAAAGUCAGAUCUCAGGAGAUUCCAGUCAGAAUAACGUAAGGAGUAUACCGAGAGGAUGAAAUCUCUUUGGCCUAGAGGAGAAACAUUGGAAAGAAAUUUGCACGAACGCGUGAGUGAUCUGAUAUAUUUUUGACUGAAAGUACUCCAUGUAAAAUAUUCGUUUUUUUUUCUGGGAAAGCCCCAUACUGUGAAGAUACCGGGACAGUCUCCCGCCGACAGGCAGGACAGUGUCCCGGUAUUUCGCUGUGUAGAGCGAUUCUUUGUAUCCCGAGCGGUCCGAUCGGGCGAACCUCUUUGAGGAAGACAAUCAAAAAUGUUACAUGGUAACAUUGUCCUUGUUGUUUCUACUCGUACGAUAUUUUAGGCUACGCGCUACGAUACGUGUACACAGAUAUUUAUGAGGGAAUUCUUCGUAAAUGUAACGAACUUAGGUUUAAAACUGAUCGCAUUGUAAGUCUACAUCGUGUAAAAAUCCGCUAUUUAUUUCACGUGUUGAUUUAUAACGAAGGCAGAGGUACGCGGGGUGUAUCGCAACUGCUUAGUGAUAAUCGCACGAAUAACGACGAUCAAAUCAAAGAUGACAUUUUUACAGACAUAUGUUAUAUCUACUUAAGUAACGCGCAGUUACGCUCUGUCGUUAUGAUUUUUAUAUUACUAUUUAUAUUUCGUGUUAUAUUUGCGUCCAAGGAUUGCAUCCUUCAUUUCGAUCUGGAAAUUGCGUUUCGACGCAUAUUUUAGAAUCUUUGAUAAAUUCAUUUAUUGUUAAAUACUUGAUAAAUGGACAGGAAAUUGCUAGCAAGGCGUUUACGAUUCAGUUGCACAAGUGUAAUGCACAAGUGAUCCCAUGGCAUUUAGUAUUUUCGAAAUUUAGCUGUUCUUUUUAUGCCUCGUAAUUCAAGUACAUCCUUUUAUUGUGUGUACUUACACAAAAAAAAAAUUCUGCUUUGAUCUGAUCGAUUACGAUUAUUAAAUAAGAUUAUGUGCGCACAGGUACGAAAGUUGGUUACCUGCAAAACUCGAAUGAAUCUCGACACCGAUUAUAUUAUAUUUUACAUCGAGCGUUCAUGUAUAUAUAGAACACAAAGAGUAUGUGUUCAUCUCAAUUAUAUUAAUUUUUCUGUACCAUUUUACAAUUUUGUGGAAUUUACAAUUUUUAGCGUUUUUUUUAUUCUCUAAAAUUGUUUUCGAAUAACAGGAUGAUGUGAUGUUACUUUUACAAAUUUUUAUAAUCAAAAUUUUUAUUUAUUUUAUAUUAGUUUGUAGAUUUUAUUAUUACAUAAAUUUUCUUUUAUAAUUGUAUAUAUCACCGCGUGCAAUAAUAGUUGGAUAUGAUAAAAAAACGUUGAUAAAAAAUCUCAAGGUCAUCAUUCUAUUAUUAAAAGUUUAAUUAUUAAUUGUAGAGUCAUUAUUAUUAAUAUAGCCGCUCUUGUGGUACUAUUUUCUGCACUGUAAAGAACAAAGAACAAAUUGAAAAUGCUUGUAAUUAUUUUAUGAGUUUUAACGAAAGAUAAAAGAAUGAUUAAAGUAGAUGCAUUUAUUAUUGCAGGCGAUAACAAGCGGUAUUGCUUCUCUGAAGAACGAUUGAGCCUAAAGUUAUAUCCCGUGCACCUCUUUCAAACGCAAUGACGUUUCGUUCGCUGUAGAUGUAAAAAAAAAAAAAGGGUAGUCGCAUUUGGUUCACUUGAAAUAGUCGCGUCCUUUGCAAGGGAAUAUCUAAUAUAUGUAUAUUUCCGGUAGACUUAGGUUUACACACGAAACCAUUGAGAGUACGCAGAGUUACCGUUUUUUUAGUCGAUUGUGCAGUAGCAUUUCUUCCACAAGCGAAGUUACCGAUCAUUUUUAAGAUUGUAUCGCGAUUGAUCUUUUCUAGACAUGGAUGAUGGAAGAUAGAGUCAUAAGAAGAAUAACGUUUAAGAUUAAAGGCGAUACGUGUAAGCCUUGUAUCUACUACCCCCGGAAUCCGUAUGAAGAAAUCGGUAGCGUCGUUCGUGGGUUAAUCGUAUGCAUAUGCGUGCGUAAGUGUCGGUAUUUUUGUUGGGAUUGGACAGAUACCGUGUUGUGUACGAUUUCAAGCAACUUCCUUAUAAUAGAAGAAAUCGAUUUAAAUCGAUAUAUAUAUAUAAAUUUUACAGUAUAUACUAGAUUUAUAUCGUUAUUAAUGACAUAUACUCUUUCCAGCGCCUUGAAUGGUGAUAUUUAUUUCGGUUUUUUUCCGAAUGUUAUUUUAUUUCGUUUGUAAGUUUUUCGAUGUCUCGCCUCUUUGAAAAUGCAUGUAUUUUAGUAUAAGCGUUUACUUUGCGAAUAUAUCGUUUUAGGGUUUGCGGUAUUAAUGAUAAUAUAGAGAUCUUGACUUUUCUCUUAUAUUUAUGUGGUAUCCAAGCGCUCAAAUUUUUGGUAUAUGUUUUGAUUACCUGAACUAUAUAUUAUCUCAUUGAAGUUGAAAAUAUUGAAAGCACACGAGAUAAUUGGUGUGUGAGCGAUAGGAAUGAUCCAGUCAAAUAUGUAUUUCCAAUUACAUGAAUAGUUUGCGUUUCUUUUACGUUCUAAAAGUAUUUAUUACAGUUUUAUCGUGAGCUUCGUUACCUUUGUUACGUAAUUGGGGAGUUGGAAGUCGAUUUUGCCAUUAUUCUCUAUAUAGUAAAUAUUGUUAAUAUAUUAUUAUAAAUACAUAUUACGAAUGAACUUGAAUAUAUCAUAAACGACUAAUAAAACUCUUUUCUUUCAACUUACUCAGAUUUUAAGACAGCCUCGAGCUGAUUUUCCUGAAAAUUGUGUAAAGAUAUUUACGCUCUCGUCGCGUUCAACUCCUCAAUUAUAGUUAUAGAGUACUCUACCUAUGCAUUUAUGUCUUUCAACUAGAAUCAGAUUGAAUUGCUGUAUGUAUUGAUUGGAUCGCUGUCAGCGAUCUUUUUCUGCGUAUAUAUAUACUAUAUACAUAAAUAUUGCAUGACUUGCUUGGGACAUGAUCGGCGUCGUUCUCUUCCUACAUUACUGUAACGUACAUAUAUACGCGUGUAUGUACGUUACAUAUGCGGACACACGCGUAUGUAUAUAGAAUAAGUAUAAAUUUACGCUAACGGGGUAUAGAUAUUAUAUUCACGUUGAUAUAUUAUGUGUUGUUGCUGUUGAUGUUGUUAAUCAUAGAGUAGAGAAAAAAAAUUGUAGUGCUUAGAAUAAGGUAGUUAAUAUUGUUGUUAAUGUAGGAACUACAGGGGAAAAAAAAGGACAAGAAUUCUCCCUUGUUACUUUUGCGAUAAGUACGUUCGCGCACGGAUUGUUAAUUGCAAUACGAAUUAAUCUUCGGAUGUCGCGCGCGUCGUGAUGUUACCAAUUUGUACCUGCAAUCUUUAUCUUAAUCGCUUUGGCGUUCGCUAAGAUUGUUCUAGACGUUGCUUUCCCGCUUUGAGUGAAGGACUUCCAAUUUGAAGAUUAGUUUCAGUGCCAGAUUUAGAAUUCUAUCGUUGCUUCACGCCAAGGUGGUUGACUCUAGCGACAGUACCUCUCAAGGUCCUAGCUGUUUACUCUAAGAUUUGCCAAAUAUUAUAGAAUACGCCGGCACACCGAAGAUUCCCGUGACAAACGUGUUUAUCGUUCUGGAGUAACCGUAAAAACAGACGUUUAUUAUGCAUAAAGUAUGUGUAUUAUACAUAAUGCGAUUUCAAAUGGCCUAAAAACGUAGUGAUUUGGCUCAGCUAUGUAUAUUUCCGUUUUUUUCUUCUUUUUUCAAAAUUAUUGCACUUUUCACUUGUUGAAAUUCAAGUUGGAGCGUCUAAACGUCCGCCGCCAUCAUGUCGAAACUUGCAAGCAUAAAAUUUCUUACAGCAGAUUUACCUCUAAGAUAUUUCACUAUCUACCUUUAUCUCGUAUCUUUGCCUUUUGAGCUAUGUAAUAAGAAUCUUUUAACAACGAUUCUCCGUGUUUGUUCGGAUUGUAUUAUUCUUCUUAAUCUUGCAUCGAAAGUAGAGAAGCUCUUUUGACACGGAUAUAUCUACGAAGAAAACAGAAACGAAAUAUAUACCAGUCUCCCUCAAUGCUUGCGAGAAUUUCGAAAUAUCUCGAAAUAUUCUUGUGUAAACGGCGGUCGAUUAGGCUGUGCACCAAUGUUGCGAAGAUAUUAAAAUUUGUUACAUAUGCUGUUGCUACGCAUGAGAGCCGCAUUUUGAAUUGUUUAUCGAUGUUCGUAGUGACUGUAUCGCUAAUUCUCAACCGACAAUGAAAUAGAGUAACUCGAUGUACAUAAGAUGCAACGACGAGAUUCUCGUGAAUCUAUAGAGCUUGCGUUAUUGUCUGAGUUGAAGAAUUUUAUUCCGACGAAUUUUGCCUUACGAUACUGUACGUGUACGCUAGCGGCCGGUGGUAUGUUUUGAUUUAUAUAUACAAAACGCGGAUGUACUGUUAACUGCAUUUAACACAGCGCGAAUCUUAUGUUCAACGAUUCUGUACCCGCUUUGUGAUCGAGAGCUCGAUCAUUGGAGUUGUAAUGUAGCGUCGUAGAAUGCUCGCUUAGGUGUAUCUACGUGAGUGUGACUAUUCGUAGUGACAAAAAAUACGCCAAAAAAAGGAGAAAGUGCGAAGAGAGAAAGAGAGAGAGAGAGAACAAAGUCGUUGACGAUUGUAACGUAGUAGCGAUCGAUAGUGCGAAUGUAUAAAUGCCUGAUGGUGUUGUACGUUUAGUAGAGUAUGCAUAUACAGAUGUAUACGUUAUCUACUUUACAUAUUGAGAGUAGUCGCAUCGCGUACAAAUAAUUUUGUCUUCCCUCUUAGCUUAAUUAAGGUAACUCGAUCGACGGCAUACCGUUUCGUUAUUCUAAGCGUUACUGUUGCCGCUAUCGACGACAGCUCUAUCCGAUUAUCUCAUCAAUGUUUAAUUGUCCCAUUGUUAUUAUAUUUCCGUGCGUUGCACAACGCGACGGCCUGGUUUAUGUGUAUUCUCAGUUGUAUCUCUCAUUUGUAUUCUUUAAUCGACGAUUGGUUCCGUUUGCCAUCGAUCAUACUUCUGUUCUGUAAAUAGAGAGAUUAUAAUAAUUUGUUGUGUUCACACAUA